AUGCAUGCAGUGCAGGGUAGUUUGCGACGUGUUAGCGAGUUUGUGGUCGUCAAUAACGCGAGUCAUGGCAAGCAGAUUGUGAAUGACCAAGCCAUUACGUGUCAUUCAGACCAUGACCACAUCACUGGAGCUGCUUCAAAGUUUGGAGAUUAUAUUGCCAGGCUCUCGAGGAAAUUAGCCCGAAAGAAAGAAGCUGCUGGAGGGGUCCAGACCACCACCGAAUCGAAGGCCACUGCGGGGACCCGCCCUUCAGCUGAUAAGCCAAUGACACCAGCCCUCACUGGGACACGGUGGGUAUCUGGCUGA
Penicillium crustosum is the source of this 306-nucleotide messenger RNA. RefSeq lists its product as uncharacterized. The record is from RefSeq and is a predicted model, not a curated record. Lineage: Eukaryota; Fungi; Ascomycota; Eurotiomycetes; Eurotiales; Aspergillaceae. The coding region runs from base 1 to 306 and encodes 101 amino acids. The transcript has a single exon.